Haliotis rubra (blacklip abalone) is the source of this 948-nucleotide messenger RNA. Its product is annotated as piRNA biogenesis protein EXD1-like. The coding region runs from base 71 to 925 and encodes 284 amino acids. Lineage: Eukaryota; Metazoa; Mollusca; Gastropoda; Lepetellida; Haliotidae. Gene Ontology annotation, molecular function: nucleic acid binding; 3'-5' exonuclease activity. The transcript is spliced from 6 exons. The record is from RefSeq and is a predicted model, not a curated record. Gene Ontology annotation, biological process: nucleobase-containing compound metabolic process.
CACUUCCGGCUAUCACAGUAAACUAUGAUCAUGUAACAAUGUCUCAGCGUCACACACUGUACAAAUCACAAUGUCUCGUAUUGGGCAGAACAAAGACACCAGACUGUUGUGUAUAGCCCCUCAUGAGGCAGUGAUGGCAGAAGAUGGAGUACGCCACAAGGUUGUGGAUAACGUGGAUGACUGCGUCAAGGCUGUCGAUGACCUCCUCCAGGAGCCUGUCGUUGCUGUGGACUGUGAGGGAAUCGAUCUGGGAAAGAAGGGCCCUCUCACUCUUCUCCAGGUGGCCAAACUAGACGGUUUUGUCUACUUGUUCAAUGUUUUCGUUGAGCCAAAGGUCUUCACUGAAGGCCGACUGAAGUCGUUUCUGGAAAAUCAAGACAUCGUCAAGGUAUUUCACGCGUGCAACCGAGACAGCGCCGCCCUCAAGUGUCAGUUUGAUGUCAUGCUGAACAAUGUGUUUGACGUGCAGACGGCUCUUUUCAUCAUUGAAAAAUCUGAAGGGAGACAACUCCCAUAUGCCCGGAAGUUGAUGGAUGUCUGCAGCCACUACACUGACGUCACUUCCCUUGCGGGAAAAGAAGACGUCAUAGCCAAAUUGUACAAAAGUAAUGCUGCUUAUUGGGCAACAAAAGAAUUUACACCGGAAAUGAUUGACUACGCAUGUGCAGAUGUACGGAUUUUGAUACCCGAGGUGUAUGAGAAAAUGAAAAGCAUACUUGACGAUAAGGAUCUCAGGAGACGUUUCAGGGAAAGGGUAGAUUAUGAGCUGAACUUUCGAUGGAACGAAGCAGUGAAGUCAGACAGAGAUGAAUUCAUGUCAGUCGUGAAGAAGGUUCUGCGCCAGUUUGAAUCGAAGUACACAAGCGAUACCGCUUUUGCUGAUAUUUCGGAUGAAGAUGACAUUCAAGCUCUGAGACAGGUCUGAAUCACAGAAAUUGACAAGUUCCC